CGGUUCCGCCGCUCCGGUGCGCCCGGGGCCGGCCCGCAGUGCGCCCGCAGCCGCCCCGGGGCUCCGGGGCCGCCGCUCCGCCCCGUGUCCGCGGCCCCGGCCAGAGAAAAGAACAAACGGCAAAGCGGAGCUGUGUGUGCAGCGCGGCCCUGGCCUCCCCUGCAUCCGCGUUUUGUUGUUUUGCCUGAAAGUUGGGAAGACCUCUCUGAUCACCAGGUUUAUGUAUGACAGUUUUGACAAUACUUACCAGGCGACCAUUGGAAUUGAUUUCCUGUCAAAAACAAUGUAUCUCGAAGAUCGCACGAUCAGGCUGCAGCUGUGGGACACAGCCGGCCAGGAGAGGUUCCGCAGCCUCAUUCCCAGCUACAUCCGUGACUCUGCUGUUGCUGUCAUUGUCUUUGACGUUACAACAGGUUCGGCUGCAGCUUUGGGACACAGCCGGCCAGGAGCGGUUCCGCAGCCUCAUUCCCAGCUACAUCCGCGACUCCACCAUUGCUGUGGUAGUCUAUGACAUUACAAACUUGAAUUCUUUCCAGCAAACCUCCAAGUGGAUUGAUGACGUCAGGACAGAGAGAGGCAGCGACGUUAUCAUCAUGUUGGUGGGGAACAAAACUGACCUGGCGGACAAGAGGCAAAUCACUACAGAAGAAGGUGAGCAGAGAGCCAAAGAGCUGAAUGUGAUGUUUAUUGAGACCAGUGCAAAGACUGGAUACAAUGUGAAACAGCUUUUCCGUCGUGUGGCUGCUGCCUUACCUGGGAUGGACAGCACACCGGAGAAGAGCAAAGAAGACAUGAUCGACAUCAAACUAGAGAAACCUCCCGAGCAGCCAGUAACGGAGAGCGGGUGCUCCUGCUAACAGCCCCGUUCUGCAGCAGCACAUUCCCUGACCAGCCAGUCUCACAGAAGAACAUCACUGCUCAUUUGGCUAAGCAACCCUACUUUGGGGGCUGAAAAACCAAUCUACUAAGCGAGUGAGCUCGCUGUUUACUAGUGGGGAGCAGCCCCGGCCACCCCUCUUACUGCAUGGUAUGAGCCCUGAGUGCAGAAUGAGUGUCCUGUCUUCUUAUUUUGGUUUAUUUUUAUGUUGUUGCACUUUGGCACUCUGGUGCCCUUUACACUCUCUCUCUUCCUCUCCUUCUCCUCCUCUUCCCCACCUCGAGCCUGUCUGCUCAGAUGUAUCUUGUGAAUGCCAUGGAAAAGCCACCAAGUUAGGGAAGACAAAAAGCAAAGCUUGGGGGUGGGCUUUCCGCCUUCCGCGCUGCCUCGCAUCGGAACUCCUUCCCGUCCCCUCCAGCCCCGUCUCUGUCCCACAUCCCCACUUCCUCCGGCGAAAGGCUGCUCCUUCUAAACUGGUCAGUUUGACUUGGCCUGGCCUUUCUGGACAAUACAGGUUGUCUGUUUCUAGGCUUUUGCUUCCUGCAGGGCACACACAAUCUUAGCUCCUCGGUUUCUCCUUUCUGUGGAUGAUCUUGGCUAACUCUCGCUCACGACUUCUGAGUUGUUUUGCCCCUCGUGUUACACGCAGCACUGGAAACCCCCAGACUCUGAUAGCUUUGGCCUUGUUGCUCCUGUUUGUGUAGCAGAGACGUCCCACAGGCUGCUCUCCUCUGUUGGAAUCUCUUCCCCGCCAGAGAACGCUGGUGCUUGGCGAGUGUUGACUGUGGGAUGUGGGGAAGGAAGAGGGUCCAGAAGCUUUGCAGAGUGGGGAGGGAGAUCCUCAGGGUGGGUUGUGGAGACCUGGGCCCUGUCUGUCGACAGCGGAAGCGAACGGUUUGCCUGGAAUCCAUCACGACAGGGACAACACCUGCCCUGACCUGGAGUCAUGGGUGCUGAGCAGGAGCUUUCCUGGGCUCUGUGCUCAUUGUCACGCAGACUGGGAGCUGCUUCACAUGGAGCUGCAGCAGCCAGGAGGCCAGGGGUAGCUGUGCUGCUCUCACACGUAGGUUGCUGCAUGCAGAAAGUGUACGGAGCUGCUGCCCCCUUUGUUGUGGGCCUCUGGAGCCGGGGGGCAGUAGCCUUUUCCCUUUUGGAGCAGAGCUAAGCUGUAACGUUGCCAAGGCUGAGAUGAGCGGUGGCAGGGAUUUGUUGUCAGACCCGCGCAGAGGAGUGCAGGAAUGUGUGCUGCUGGAGUGACCUUUGGGGCCACUGCUCAGCUUGGAGGUUUGGAAAUACCUCCUCUUCCCCCUGCCCCUUGUUUCUAAUUACGUUAACAGCUUUUCAGAGACUGGUCCUGGGUUUCUUUUUGUCUGUCUGUCCUAACCAGAAGUCGGUAGGCUUAUCUGUUGACAGAGAGGAGAACAAACCAGUUCUGUUAUUUUCAUCAGCUGGCCUGUGUCAUGCUGACGGGGGAUGUGAGCGGGCAGGAGAGCCAGUGGGACAGGUGGGCACAGCAGCGCUUGGUGGCUGGUGACACUUCCCGAGCAGGACGCCUGUAGGUCACUGACACAAUGCACGCACUUUGAAGCCAAGGGAGGGGAGGGGGCAGCCCGGGAGCGGGAGCUGAGGGUCCCAGUGUCGGCGUGCUGGUGGCAAGUUGGUGACUGCCCUGUCCUGCCCUCGGGCUGAGCUGGGCUGCAGGAGGAAGCUGGGAUGUCAUUCCCCAUUUCACUCUGGAUUGUCCCCCCCCUUUACCCCCCAGCGCCGGCGGGAAGCUCAGCCCCCUCCUCUGUACAUACCCCUGUCGUGUGGGAAUUGCUGAUGUUUGUCGGUGUGUCCAUGUCUGCCGUAGAACAGGUUUUUGCCGUCCCCUUCUCACAGGCAGGUGUGCACUGCUCUGCUGUCGUGUUGUUCCCAGUCAUGGGCCUGGGGGGAGGGAUUGGGGAGACCCUAAGUACCGGGGGGAGUUAACUAGUGAAAGAAAAUAGUUCACUUCCCGCUGUCUUCUCUAUGGAUGUGUAUAAUAUUGAGUGUGUGUCUGGCCCUGCUGUCUCCUAGCUGUUCCCCUGUAAGCGUGACUAUUACUCUGAGUAUGGACUGUCUGACCACAGCCGUGUAUCACACUAAAUAAAGUUAUUUCACCAACA
Molecule: messenger RNA, 3024 nt
Organism: Columba livia (rock pigeon)
Lineage: Eukaryota; Metazoa; Chordata; Aves; Columbiformes; Columbidae
Product: ras-related protein Rab-6A
Exons: 9
Coding region: 225-857 (210 amino acids)
Biological process (GO): vesicle-mediated transport
Molecular function (GO): GTPase activity; GTP binding
Source: RefSeq, a predicted model, not a curated record